This is a messenger RNA of Labrus bergylta (ballan wrasse), 3605 nucleotides long. RefSeq names its product phosphoinositide 3-kinase regulatory subunit 6. The record is from RefSeq and is a predicted model, not a curated record. Gene Ontology annotation, molecular function: 1-phosphatidylinositol-3-kinase regulator activity. Gene Ontology annotation, cellular component: phosphatidylinositol 3-kinase complex, class IB. Lineage: Eukaryota; Metazoa; Chordata; Actinopteri; Labriformes; Labridae. Gene Ontology annotation, biological process: positive regulation of MAP kinase activity; G protein-coupled receptor signaling pathway.
CUCUCUCUCUCUCUCUCUCUGCGUGUGUCACACAGUUAGUUUCAGUACAGAGAGCACAGCGUGUGGACGUAUCUGUCCUGUUUACUCCAUGCCUGAACAGCGCAGGCUGAGACAAUCACAAUGCAUGUGAGACAUGACCAACAUGGCCCUGUGGGAUAGCACGAGCAGUUUAUGCAGCAUGGAGUCAACAGUCGGCUGCUCCCCGACAGUCCCAGAGGCCGAGCUGUACCGCAGCAUCCAGGCUCUGCUGCCCAGGGAAACAGACCAACAACAGCCGCCAGACUAUUUCAACAAAGGCAUGCUGAGAUGGACACUUCACAAAAAGGUUCAAAACAAUCCUGCAAACAGCUUAACUCUGCUCUGGGUGCUGAUAAAAGAGCUGGAGAAGGCUGAGAGAUGGGACUCCCGCAAAUGCAUCAUCCCCCUGCUCCACACACUGAUGUAUGCCAUCAUUCAGACAGCCUUCAUUCCAGACGAGCUGUACAAGAGGAUAUAUGCAUUUUGUAAAAGACUCCUGACCUUCCCUCAGCCCUACUGCACUUUAGGCCUCAGCUACGCGAGACAGAUCAGAACAGAACGGGUUGUUCCAGGUCUGAUGUAUCGGAGGAUGGUCACAGCAGAGCAGAGACUAAAGAGUGAACACUAUCCCUUUCAGGAGAGGGUCUUUGUUUUUGCGGAUCCAGAAAUCUUCUCUGGUUCUUUGGGAAAAGUCCUUAUGGGGGAUAUCGAGGCGUCUGCAUCAGCUGCAGGUGGAUGUCUGAGUCCUCUAGAUCACAUGCGCAGCGUGGUCCAACACUCCAUCCAGGCUGCUUUAGGAGCAAAGCAGUGCGACGGGCCGAAACUGGCUCAAGCGCUGAAGGACAUGGGCCAAGACGUGGAGACGCACUUUCAGGAAGUGACGGCGACUGUGGAGCAGAGCGCGGAGGAAGGUGUCAAGGGGGAGGGUGCAGCGCUGAGGGGGCGUCUUCAGCAGCUGUACAGCGAGAUCGUCUCUGAUGCAGAUUCAGAGCCAUUGUCUGUCGGCGGCCCGCUGUGUGACUGCCCUCUCCCUAACCCUGACAUGAGCUUCCACCUGUGGAUGGAGGAUCUGGAUAUCUGGCGAGUGCUGACCAAGUGGUUGCGAUCGAGCUCCACGUCGGAGCAGUUCUCCCUCAGCCAGGAGGACCCCGAGCUGGGCGAGUCUCCCAGCGAGCUGACGCCCUCCGACAUGACGCGCUUCUCCAUCAUGUCCAACGACAGCGGCAUCGAGAGAGACCUGCCCCCCGGCGCUGACCCCUCCCUGUCGUCGUCUCUGGACUCUGCCAGCCUGAGUGCACCACUGGAGCAAUGCAAGAGCGAGCAAGACUCGAGGCUGUCCCGACGUAAAGCCAUCAAGAUGAAGCCGACGAUGAAGGACAACAUGCUGCUGAUGCAGGACACUUUGGAGGACCACGCAAGCCAGGUGGGAGGAGGGAGGGGGGGAGAGAGAGGCUCGACUCGGCAGAGGAUGGUGGGAAGCAGCGUCCUGCGACACUCCUUCAACAAGCAGCAGAAACACUUCACUGCCAGGAUAGUCGCCAUGGGAGACGACAGGGUGCUCGGACGCCUCGCUAAGGCUUACUACUUCUUCAGGAAAAGGGAAGCGCGGAAGCUUUUUCUUGCAAUGAAAGUCAACCUCCAGUUUUACUACAUCCCUGUUUGCAAGCCCACAACUUCCAUCUCCCCCAGCAAGAAAAAUGUCCCUGAGUUGAAGGGAAAGCUCUGCUCUCUGGGCUCCUACCUGAGCAUGGUGGACCCAUGGUACAACACAAACAUCAAGGGACUAGGCUGCAUGAUUCCCAAACUGGCAGCAAUGCAACAAGCAAACGCAAGUAUGCCGAAAGACCCCAUCGUGUCUGAUGUCAUAUCGUACUACGUCCGAACCGGCCAGCAGUCCGUCUACUUCACCAUCUACUUUGUUAAGAUCACCUUCAACAGCAGGACUAAGGAUCCUGUGGAGGACGUCUUUCUUACCCAUCUGGAAGUCGAGUUCCCCGACUUCAGACAGUUCAUGGCGUCGGCGAAAGAUAAACAGAGGAAGAGUUCAGGGGAGCUUUGCGGAGCGGUAGUCUCGAUGAAUUACAAACGGGUGACGCUAAGUGGACGAGAUGUCGACAAAGGACUCUCGGUCAGAAUGACCGGCGCUCAGAUCAGCGCUAUCCCCUCCAAUGAAGCAGAAGACCUGAACUGUUUGACGCUGACGCUGAACGAAUCUCCGACCAAAUCUAAGAACAACAGCGUGACGAGUAUUCGCAGCAAUAACAUAAAGAUUCGCUCUCUGGAGAGUCGAACCUUCACUCUCACGCUGGACAAAGAUCCUCACAGGUUCUACAAAGAUGUGAUGAGCGUGGAGAUCACCCCGUGUCUCGAUCCGGGAUACUGCGUCCAGAAAACCAUGCGGUCCAAGUUAAAGCUGGGAGACAACAAAGACGCCGGCCUGAGUAAAUACAUGAACAAAGGACUCCCUCUACCCAUCAACACAUUCGCCGGCAUCAUCACAUGACAUGAUGUAAGGACGACGCGGAGAGGAACGUUUACAAUGACGACUGUCGGAGCUUUUGUGUUUGAUCGUGGAAAACGCUGGUCGUUUGUUGCUUCCAUGGCAACAGGAAGUCCCCCGUCUGACAUAUGAAACCAUGAGUGGAGUCAUCUCUGAGCGGCUCCUGGAACCAGAACGUUUCAGUUCUGUCAGGACCGACAGCCAAAGUGUGCAGGGAGACAUCUUUCUCUUUUUGAACACAAACAGUCUUUUUGGAACAACCUGACACCUCCUCUGACAGUAACGACAACAAAAUGUAAUCAUGCCGCGGGGACGAUUGAACACCGUGUCGCUCUUCAGGGAUGAAGUAUUGUUUAUGAUAUUAUUUUUGAGGCCUUUUUUGCCUUUACUGGACAGGACAGCUGAAGAGAGACGGGAGGUGUUUGGGAGGAGAGAGUGGAGUGUGGGGGGAGGACGUACAGCAAAGGGACAACGUCGGACCCACAACCGCUUGUACCCUCUGUACAUGUGGUGCACAACAUAACCGCUAGGCUAUCCAGCGCCCGUUGUAUUCUGCAUACCUGAAAACAAUCAAUUCGUAGAGGCAGAUUUUGUUGAUGCCAGAGAACAUCAUCAGCCUCAUUCACCAAAAUCUUCUUAACAUCUUUCUUAAAUUCGUUCUUGAGACAGAAAAAAAUCGAUGAACGCCACGUCCUCCUAAACUGGAGGCUCGUGCAUGUUUUUCACAAUCAGCACAGACAGAUUGACGCCUGUUAUUGUCAUAAAAGGAACAUGAGGCCGCAGAGAUGUGAAGACGCAGCGGAUUGGAAAAGAGAAGUCGAGAGAAGUGGGUAACCCCGAUAGUUACUGAAGUAGUUCUGAAGCGGAUGUAGUGCUUCUUGAAUGAAACCAAAACAGGCUGUUUAAACGAUAUGAUGUUUAGAAGCGUCAGUAGAGGAUUAAAAAUAUGCAGGACACACAGACACAUCAGGUCAUAGCACGAGUUCAGGCGGCGCCGUCAUCAGAAAUGGCGUUCUUCACGCUGUAAUGAGAAAAGAACACCAGAUGAAGUAGAAAUCUGGAAGAUAAAAAUAAGUGGACACAAAAA